This is a messenger RNA of Aspergillus mulundensis, 7812 nucleotides long. Its product is annotated as type I polyketide synthase. The transcript is spliced from 10 exons. Bases 1 to 7812 code for a protein of 2603 amino acids. Gene Ontology annotation, biological process: secondary metabolite biosynthetic process; fatty acid biosynthetic process. Lineage: Eukaryota; Fungi; Ascomycota; Eurotiomycetes; Eurotiales; Aspergillaceae. The record is from RefSeq and is a predicted model, not a curated record. Gene Ontology annotation, molecular function: 3-oxoacyl-[acyl-carrier-protein] synthase activity; oxidoreductase activity; fatty acid synthase activity.
AUGUCGUCCGAUCUGAAAAAUCAUGUUGCUGCCUCGCCGUUUCCGCAAGUGAAUGGAACUUCAUUGCCAACGAGCAAUGGCAAUGUUCCCAAUAUCGACGCAGUUCCGCUCGCCGUCGUCGGGAUGGCAUUCAAGUUUCCGCAGGGGUUGGACACGGCGGAUUCGUUCUGGGAGGCCCUUUGCGCCGCGCGUUCAGCGUGGUCGCCAUUCCCCUCCAGUCGUUUGAACUCCGAUGGCGUCUACGACGCGGAUGAAGAGCGGCUGAAUAGCUUUCCUCUCAAAGGCGCGCAUUUUGUAGACGGAGAUGUUGGCGCUUUCGAUGCCCCAUUCUUUACACUUGGUCCGGCUGAAGCAGCAGAAAUAGACCCUCAGGCACGCACUCUGCUGGAGACCACGUACCAUGCUCUGGAGAACGCUGGAAUCCCGAUAUCCACGAUUGCUGGCACAAAAACUUCAGUUCACACCGGGACCUUCGCGGAGGACUAUAAAGGGUUCUUCAUAGAAGACCCCCAGUUUGCGGGCAGAUAUGCGGCUAGCUCUCUUUCACCGAACAUGCUCGCCAACCGCAUCAGCUGGUUCUAUGAUUUGCGCGGAGAGUCGGUGAAUAUGGAUACAGCCUGUUCCAGUACCUUGGUUGCGCUGCAUGCUGCUUGUCAAGGACUGAGAACAAGAAGUUCAGAUACGGCUAUCAUGGCGGGCGCGAACCUCUUCUUAAGUCCCGACACCGCAACGUUUCUCAACAACCAAGGUUUCCUCUCCCCCGACGGACGAUGCUUUAGCUUUGACGAAAGGGCAAAUGGAUACGGCAGAGGAGAGGGAUUUGGCGCCGUUAUCCUGAAACGAUACGACGACGCACUCCGCGAUAAGGAUUCAAUCCGGGCCAUCAUCCGCGCAACGGGAACAAACCAGGACGGUCGGACACCGGGCAUUGUCCAGCCAAGCCCGGAGGCUCAAAGCAGACUGAUUAAGGAAACAUACCGGAAGGCUGGAGUUGAUAUGCGUUUGACGAAGUACGUUGAGGCGCAUGGAACAGGGACCGCUGUCGGAGACCCUAUCGAGGCGGCUGCCAUAGCAGAUGCAUUUGGCGAACACAUAUCGCCCGAGAAUCCGCUCUAUGUGGGAACAGUCAAAUCCAACAUCGGGCAUCUUGAGGGUGCCAGUGGCGUGGCGGGGAUGAUCAAGAGCAUUUUGAUGCUGGAGCGCGGGACGAUACCCGGCAUUGCGGGGCUGGAGACACUAAACAAGACGAUAGAAGAGAGGCAAAGAAGUCUCAAGUUCCCUAGGGAAUCGUGUCCCUGGCCGACGGACGGGCAGCGAAGACUCUCAAUCAGCUCCUUUGGGUUUGGCGGGACCAACGCCCACGUUGUUAUGGAUGAUUCUGCGCAUUAUCUGCACCCCCACGACGGUGAAAUCCCAAACGGCAAAUCAAUCUGGUACGACGGUCCCAGACUUCUUGUCUUCUCCGCACAAGACGAAGACGGCAUUUCCCGACUCGAGACCGCAUAUAACGAACAUCAUGCUCGUACCUCCGACCCUCACAAUCACCAUUACCUCUCACAGUUGGCAUUUACCCUCAGCGAGAGAAGAAGCGCACUCCUUUGGCGCUCCUUCGCGAUCUGCCGCUCCCCAGAACAUUUGAAAGAUGGCCUCAAACUCUCGCCUCCGGUGAGAUCAAUCAGUGCACCCAGGUUAGCUCUGUGCUUCACAGGCCAGGGCGCACAGUGGUAUGCCAUGGGGCGAGAGCUGGAAACCUAUGAGAGCUAUUCUAGGAGUUUAGUUGCUUGUGCAGAAGAACUCAAGUCGUUGGGAUGCACAUGGGAUCUUCACUACGAGCUUUCCCGCGCACCAGAGGAUACUCGAGUGAACGAACCUGAAAUUAGCCAGACACUGUGUACUGCCCUGCAGCUGAGCUUGGUUGACCUCCUCGAGAGUACUGGUGUGCAGGCGACGGUGGCAGUGGGCCACUCCUCUGGCGAGAUUGCAGCUGCAUACGCCCUCGGUGCUCUGGAUAGGCGGUCCGCCCUCGUCGUGGCGUAUCAUCGCGGCAGGUUGGCUUCCCGACUGGCUAGAGACAACUCCCAGCCAGGCGGCAUGCUUGCUGUUGGGAUAUCCGAGACAGAAAUCACGCCUUACUUUGAGGCCGUCAGUAAUAGGUUCGGAAAGCUCGAUAUCUCAGUUGGAUGUAUAAACAGCCCUCGGAGUAUCACUGUUACUGGAGAUAAGAAGCAGAUAGAGUACCUCAGAGGUCUGCUCGAAAACGACAGCGUCUUUGCUCGUGGGCUCGCCGUUACUGUGGCAUAUCAUUCAAAGCAUAUGCAGGCCAUUGCCGAAGAGUAUGGAAUGGCUAUAGGGACGCUUGAUGGACGUGUCGGCCGAGUCGCCGCUCACAUGAUCUCUUCUGUCACUGGGGAUAUUGUAUCACCAGCACAGGUUGGCCAAGCCGGCUACUGGGUAAAAAACAUGGUGUCGCCGGUUCGAUUUGCAGAAGCAUUCGCAAAGUCGGCUUUGCUUAAAAUCGCAGAUAACAACACGCUACUUGAUACGACUAGAAUCCAGUUCGAUGAUGUCCUUGAAAUAGGGCCCCACGCACUUUUGCAACGGCCUGUCAAAGACAUCCUAGCGUCUGUGUCCAGUCGAGGUCCAGUCCCUGGCUAUACGUCUGCACUAAUUCGAGAAGAAAGUGCAACCGAAACCCUGCUCGCGGCGAUAGGUCAUCUCCACUCUCGCGGCCACUACGUCGAUAUCUCAGUUUUGAACCAGAUUCCCUCUUCCAUCCGGCCCUUGAUAAACCUACCAUCAUACCCAUUCAAUCACACCCGCUCCUAUUGGCGCGAACCACGAAUCAGCAAAGGCCAUCGCUUCCGCCAGAACCCUCGGCACGACUUUCUUGGUCUCCGAGUCCCGGACUUCAAUCCAGGCCAGGCCAAAUGGCGACGCCGGCUUAGGCUCUCUGAGGAUCCCUGGCUCGAGGACCAUGUGAUUGCUCGCGUCAACAUCCUCCCGGCUGCUAUGGCUAUUGCGAUGGCCGUCGAGGGGUUGAAGAGCCUAGCUGCUGAAAGAGAGAAGAACGCCCUGGCGGGUUACCUCUUGAAGGAUGUGCGGUUCCUUCGACCUGUCACGCUUUCAGCAGAUGCGGAUGGGGUUGAGGUUGAGUUUUACCUCUCCGCUACUGGACAAGAGGAUGACCGCAAUGAGUCCUGGAGGGGUUUCCAACUUUACUGUCUUGAAAACGACUCCUGGGUUGAAGCGGCUCGGGGUAAAAUUUGCGGCAAGUAUGAGGACGAUCAAGGCCAGGUUGAUCGUGGUCUUGAGACACUGCUGGAGAGUGAACAACAUGCUGCAGAGCUUGUGCGCCUACAAGCCUCUUGUCAGCGCAGAGUUGACAUGUCGCGGCUUUAUCAAGCCCUAGCGGCCAACGGUGUUGACUAUGGCCCGACCCACCAAUGCAUCAAGACAUCCUCAUAUACCGACAACGACAACGGACCCUACGAAUGCCACGCUGCGAUAGAUCCGCACUCACAUCGUGCAAAAAGUCGAAAGUUCCACCAAAAUAAUUUCACUAUCCACCCCACCACACUCGAUGGACUCUUUCAUUUAAACGUCGUCCCCAUGACGAAGGGGGGAUCGAGGAUCCUGCCCAGUGUAGUGGCAGGGAUUCGAAGGAUGUUUAUCUCCGAGAAGGGCAUAGCCAAGAACAAGGACCAGGAUACCAUGCUUGCCUGGAACAAGUCCGCCUUUUCCGGGUCGAGUAAUGUGGCUUCUGACGUUGUUGCCUUUGACGCAUCCGGGACAGAAGCACUGGUUGUCUUGGAGGGUCUGGAGGCCAGAUACUUGAAAGAGGAACAAGGGCCGCAUGGGCAGGACGAAAUGACGAAAAGGCUGUGUUGGAACUUCGACUCGAAGCCUGAUAUUGAACUUCUCUCCCACGAUGAGCUGUAUGGGUACGUUAACGAAAAGGUUCCGAUGCAAAGCCCGCCGGUUGAGUUGGAUUUGGAUGUUAAAACUUUGGUUUACAUCUGCAUUCUGCGAUCUCUUAAGCAGUUGACAUCAGACCUUAUUGAGACAAUGGCGCCCCAUCAGCAACGAUAUGUGUCUUGGAUGCAGUAUGAGAAGGCGAAGUUCGCUGCGCUCGAUGAGAACAGUCUGAUCAAGAGAAGGGUCGAAGCACAUCUGCACGAUGAUACGUUUUAUAGUCAGCUACUCGAUACACUUGAAGCCCACAACAAUCAAACCAAACUGUUUGCUGUGAUUGCCCGGAAUCUUCCCGCAAUCCUACAAGGAUCCGUGGAUCCCGUGGAUCUGACUUUCAAAACACCCCUGGUGAAGGAAUACUAUCGCGAGGUCUACGAGAACUCCACCGCGCAAUCUCAAGCGCUGCACUUCAUAGACAUCUACGCGCACAAAUACCCACGCCUCAAAGUCCUAGAAAUAGGAGCUGGGACCGGCGGUAUGACCAAAGAUAUCUUGGACACAUUGACUAAAAUUGGAUCUGGCGAAUCCGGAAGAGGGACACCACGCUUCGACCAUUAUACGUACACGGAUAUAUCCGCUGGCUUCUUUACUGAUGCUGCCGCGCUCUUCGAAGCGUUCCCGGAGAAAGUAUCCUUCCAGGUGCUUGAUAUUGAAAAAGAUCCGGCCAUGCAAGGCUUCGAGGCCGGAGCAUACGAUCUCAUAAUAGCAGACAACGUGUUCCAUGCUACCCGGGACUUGGACGCAACCGUCAAGCAUGCACGCAAGCUACUCAAGCCCGAUGGAAAGCUGGUCCUCUUUGAGCUGACAAGCCCAGAUGUCACGCGGCUAAACUUUGCUUUUGGGGUUCUGCCGGGCUGGUGGCGCUUUGAGGACCAGUAUAGAGAGCUCAGCGCUGGUGCGGAGGUGACAACGUGGAAUCAUGUCCUAAGCAAGAACGGCUUUGCCGGAAUCGAGCUUGAAAUCAAGGAUUACGCCGAGCGUGAGUCUCAGGAGCACAGUGUGCUCAUUUCAACGGCAGUGAAAGACCUACCUCAACAACCCAGUCUUGAUCUUCCACGGACGGCAGUUGUAUAUGACGUGAAUGACCCGGUCCAGAAAGCUGUUUCAGAAAUGUUACUAUCACGCAUCCAAGAACUCGGGGCCGACACUGCCGCAGUUAGUCUGGAUGACGCAGCGCAACUGGCACGCCAAGGAAAGUGGUUCUUCGUGGUUAUUCUCGAACUUGGGGACGGGGUUCUUUCUACCCUCGAUGCCAAUGUGUACUCGCCGUUCAAAAAGCUUCUCGAAGCUGCUGAUGGGAUGCUCUGGGUCUGUCGAGGCGGCGGCUUCCGGCCACAGCUACCGGAGCACGCUAUGAUUCAGGGCGCAUUCCGCGGUAUCCGCCUUGAAGAGCUGGCGUCAAAAUUUAUCUCUCUAUCGCUAGACCCAUCCUCAACCUCACCGGCGCGCAUGUCGGACUUGAUAUUACGGGCUUUCGACGCCGUUGUUACGAGGCAUGUGAACGAGUGCGAACAGGAGUAUGUCGAGCGCCACGGGCGUCUCUGCGUUGAUAGGCUGAUCGAAGCCGAUUAUAUCAAUGAGAAGAUACCUGACCUCACGGCCGAGGUAGAGGAGGGAGAGUCGGCUUUUGGAGCGCACAAGGCAUUGCGCCUCAACAUCGCGACACCGGGAUUGCUAGAUACAUUGCAAUUUAUCGACGAUGAGUCUACUCUUCCACCACUAGGCCCCGACGAGAUUGAGAUCAAGGUUGAAGCAUGCGGCGUCAAUUUCCGUGACUGUCUAAUUGCCCUAGGACGCAUUGCCGGUGACCGUUUUGGCUUCGAGUGUGCGGGUACUGUAUGUCGCAAAGGCAGUGAGGUGCGAGACCUGAAUGUCGGCGAUAGAGUCUGCGCCAGUGCAAUCGGGACGUACCAGACAUAUGCCCGCUGCAAGGCUAGUGAUGCAAUUCCUAUACCCGACGGCAUGAACAUCGCCGAAGCAGCCGCCCUUCCGAUUGUCUUCGGUACAGCCUACUACGCUCUGAUCCAUGUCGCAGAUAUCCAGCCAGGCGAAACGAUUCUCAUCCACUCGGCGGCAGGGGGGACGGGACAGGCCGCUAUCCAGAUUGCGAAACUCCGCGGCGCAGUGAUCUUUGUGACUGUUGGCUCAGAGGAGAAAAAGAAGCUGCUGAUGGAUCUCUACGAGAUAUCCGCUGAGCAUAUCUUCGACAGUCGCAAUGCGUCCUUUGCCAAGGGGAUCCAUCGCAUGACGGGCGGACGGGGAGUUGAUGUCGUUUUGAACUCGUUGAGCGGCGAUUUACUAGUGAGCAGCUGGGAAUGCGUCGCUCCAUUCGGUCGUUUCCUUGAACUGGGAAAGAAAGAUAUACUUGGGAAUGGAGAUCUACCAAUGCGGCCUUUUGAGCGGAAUGCCUCGUUCCAUGCCAUCGACCUUAAUGAAGCACGGAGGUAUCGACCGGCCUUGCUGCAACGGUUACAGAAAGAGAUUGGGAAUCUCAUAGCAGACCAUCAAGUCACACCUCCACGCCCAAUCCACGUCUAUCCCGUCAGCGAGGUUGAACAAGCGUUCCGUUACUUGCAGGGCGGGAAGAAUACGGGGAAGACUGUGAUCGAGAUACGUGGGGACGAUGUGGUUAAGACGAAGCUCAACGUACAUCGCCCAUGGUCUUUUGAUGCGAACGCAACGUAUGUUAUUGCCGGCGGCCUAGGAGGUAUCGGUCGUGCGACCGCGCGGUGGAUGGCGAACAGGGGCGCGAAGAACCUUCUCUUGCUGUCUCGGUCAAGACCUAAUACAGAGGCGCAGCAAGUCAUUGAGGCCAUGGAAAAUGACGGCGUUCAUGUUGAAGUACGCGCGUGCGACAUCAGUGACUUUGAGCGUCUGAAAGUUGUCCUCGAGGAUAUUGGGCGAACGAUGCCUCCAAUCAAGGGCUGUAUACAAUCUGCUAUGGUUCUUCGUAACAAGGUAUUCGCCAAUAUGACCUAUACCGACUGGGAAGAAGCGGUGCCGUGUAAAGUCGCUGGGACUUGGAACCUACAUUCACUUCUCCCUAGCGGGCUAGACUUCUUCAUCACGUACUCUUCCAUCGUGGGUGGGAUAGGAGGCACAGCGGCCGUCAACUAUGCCGCCGCCUGCGUUUAUCAAGACGCUCUAGUCCACUACAGGAACGGUUUGGGGGAGCGUGCAACGACCCUCAACCUAGGCGUGAUGUUGGAUGAUGGCGUUUUGCGCGAUAAUGAUGCCGUGCGCAAUGCGCUUACAGCUUCAGGAUAUCCCAUCGGCAUCUCUCAGAAAGAAAUGUUUGCAUUGCUGGAGUAUCACUGCGAUCCAUCGCUCGAGAUCCCGGAUACGCCGCUCCGGUCGCAAGUCCUGGUGGGUCUCAAUACACCCCUGGGCCUGGCCGCGGAAGGACGCGAGAUCCCUGUUCUUCUUAAUCGACCGUUGUUCAGUGGGACGUGGAAUAUAGUUGACUCUAGCACAUCAGCGACAACCAACGCCGCUGAAGACACAGGAGGCAAUGUGGAUGUCCUCCGCCAGCUAGCAACCAUCACCUCCAUGCAGGACGCAACAGAUAUCAUUGCCGAAUCGCUAAUGCAGCGACUCAGCAAGGCAAUUGGCGUCCCGCUCAAGAACCUGGAUGCCGGCAAGCCGAUGAACCAGUACGGAGUCGAUUCGCUGGUGGCCGUGGAGUUGCGGAACUGGUUUAAAUGGAAGCUGGAUGCGGAUAUCGCGGUGUUUGAGAUGCUGGGCAAGAUGAGCUUUGAGGAGAUGGGGCGGAUUGCGGCGGGGAAGAGUUUGGUGGUCAAGGGGAUUUUGUCGUCGUGUUCGGCUUCGGACAGCAAGUGA